CAGCAAAGAAGACAGAGAGAGAUUCGGGAGAUUAAUCAGAGUCCCACGGGUGCUGCAGCUUCAAGUCUAUUGAAAGGGGGGUAGAGAGAGCGUAUGAACUGCACCCUGAAAAAAACUACGGUGGUUUCUGCUUCCUCAAGAUCUGGCUCUAGGCCAAAUGCUCCGAGAAAGUAUGAUGUAUUUGUAAGUUUUAGAGGCGAUACCCGCAACAACAUCACCAGCCAUCUUCAUGCUGCUCUCAAACGAGAAUUCAUUUUGUCCUUUCGUGACGAUAAGCAAAUAGAGAAAGGUAAUGAAAUCACACCAUCGCUGAUCCAAGCAAUCAAGGAUUCCAGCGUAUCUAUAAUAGUCUUCUCAAAAGACUAUGCUUCCUCAAGAUGGUGCCUGGAUGAACUCGCCCAAAUCAUGCAGUGCAGAAAGGAUGAGGGCCAGUUUGUUAUCCCCAUCUUCUACAAAGUUGACCCCUCACAUGUUCGAAAGCAGACCGGAGUUUAUGAGAAGGCAUUUGAACAACAUGAGAAAGAUUUCAUGAAUAACCCAGAAAGGGUGAAUAGAUGGAAAGCAGCUCUUUCUGAAGCUGGCUAUUUAAGCGGCAGGCACUACCAUGACUUCACGGAUGAAUCCAAUUUAAUUCAAGAAAUUAUCACUGAUAUUAGCACGAAACUAGAACAAAUACAUAAUCGUGGACAAACAUUAAAAGAUGUGGUUGGAAUGGAUGAAAUGAUCGAACCCAUUGAAGAGUUACUAGGAAAAUUUCAAAGAGUUGGAAUUUGGGGGAUGGGCGGUGUAGGGAAGACCACAAUGGCAAAUGCUGUAUUUGCCAAAUUAUCUUCUCGGUAUGACAAUUGCUGCUUCUUGGAAAAUAUUAGGGGAAAAACAGAAAAACUUGGAUUGGAAAGUGUUUGUAGCUCUCUUGUCUCGGAGCUGCUAGGGCAAGAUAUGCCAAGUAACACGUCAAAUGUUUUAAGAAAUGCCUUUGUUGCCAGAAGGCUCGGUAGGCAAAAAGCUAUGGUUGUGCUUGAUGAUAUUGAUAGUUUUGACCAAUUUGAGGGUUUGCAGGAAAACAUAUGUAAUUUCUUAGGAGAAGGCAGUAAAGUUAUUAUAACAACAAGAAAUAGGAAAUUGCUUCAGGGAAAAGGUUAUGAAAUACUUGAGGCCAAGGGAUUGAGUUAUCACAAUUCGCGUCAACUUUUCAUCCGCAAGGCCUUUGGAUCAGACUAUCCAGAACACGGAUAUGAACAGCUCAUAGAAGGGUUUGUAGAAUAUACUCGGCACAAUCCCUUGGCUUUAACAGUUCUGGGUUCAUAUGUUCACUCUGAAGAUAAAAGGUUAUGGGAUGGUGUGUUGACAAAACUACGAGCAAGGAGUCCAAAUGACGAAAUUCAAAAGGUGUUGAGAUUGAGUUAUGAUGGAUUAGCCUAUGAAGAGAAGCAAACUUUCCUAGACAUUGCAUGUUUCUUAAAGGGUGAAAAUGAAGCAUUUGUAGAAGAGCUAUUAAAGAGCUAUGAAUUCCAUCCAACUGUUGGCAUGCAAAACCUUAAAGAUAAGGCUCUGAUUGUCACAACCAAUGGAAAAGUUGAGAUGCAUGACUUAAUACAGGAAAUGGGCUUACAAAUUGUUCGUGAAGAGAAUAUCAGUGAACCUGGAAAAAGGAGUAGAUUAUGGGAUCCUAGCGAAAUCUAUGAUGUAUUGAAAAAUUGUGAGGGAGAAAAAGAGGUUGAAGGCAUAAUAUUCAAUACAGAUGAGAUUAAUAGACCUUUAGAUUUGACUGCUGAGACUUUUAAUAAAAUGACAAGAAUAAGAUUUCUUAAAGUUUACUCAUCAUUAACUCAGAUUAUGUCAGAUGAAUUGGGUAUUGCAGCAGGUCUUGAGUCAAUUUCUACCAAAAUAAGGUACUUCCACUGGGCAGGAUACCCAGGAAAGUCCUUGCCAUCAAAUUUUUGUGCUGAGCUUCUUCUUGAACUUAACUUGGAAUGGAGCCGGGUUGAAACACUUUGGGAAGGAGUGCAGGAUUUAGCUAAUUUAAGAAGAGUAAAACUUGAAUGUUGUUUUGCGCUGAGGGAGUUACCCGAUUUUUCCAAGGCUCGUAGUCUUGAAACCAUAGAUCUGAGUGGUUGUGCACGUUUGUGUCAUGUGCAUGCAUCUCUCCUAUCCCUGCAUAGUCUCAUUUCUUUGGAUGUCAGCGGCUGCCAUAGCCUUGAGAGUCUCCAAAGUAGAAUUCAUCUAAAAUCUCUCAAAGAAGUCAAUAUAACUGGGUGCUAUCGUCUUAAGGAGUUCUCGGUGUCAUCAGAAGAACUAACAUCUUUAGAUUUAGAUGGAAAUGAUAUAGAAGAAUUGAGCCCAUCAAUUGGGCGUUGUUCAAAGCUUAGAAGACUCAACCUCUGUGAUACAAAAUUGAAGAAUCUAAAGGUAUUAAGUUGCUUGACAUAUCUGGAGGAACUCCGUGUUUCCAGCCAGAAGAUUGACAGUGUCGACCUACAUGUGCUAUUUGAUAGCUUAUGCAGCCUCCAAUCACUGACUCUCGAGAUGUGCUGUGACUUAACUGAACUCCCAGAUAAUAUCAGGCAACUCUCGAGUCUGGAAGAGCUUUAUUUGGGAGGUUGCAGGAAUCUUCAAUAUUUACCAGAGCUUCCCCCCUCCCUUAAAUUAUUAGAUGCCACUGAUUGCACAGCACUCUCGUUCAACCUCUCCUUCGUUCAUCACCUUAGAAAUCUCAAUCGUCUCCUGCUCCAUACUUUAAGUCCUUGGUAUCCUCCACAGACCAUGCUUUGUCGUUUUAAACUCAUGUGCCUUGGUAUUCAAAAGAUGGCAGUUCUAUUUGAUGCAUUGCCAUCUUUAGAAGUGUUGUCUUUGAAGGAGUGGCGCGACCUAACUGAACUCCCCCACAAUAUCACACAUCUUUCUGAGCUACGCUAUCUAUCUGUAGAAGGUUGCACCAUGCUUCGGAGUCUACCGGAACUUCCUCCAUCCCUUAGAAAGUUGAUUGCCACAGACUGCACAUCACUGAAGACGGUGUCUGCUUCAACAAUUUCAAGCACAUCUGAGAAUUAUGGUGAGAAAAUCUUUUCAUUCAUCAACUGUGUGAACUUAGAUCUGGGCGCCAUUGAAGAACAAGCCAAUUUGUUGUUAGAGAAAGCAGUUCAUGAGAAGAAUGAUGUUACAGUUUGUUACCCAGGGAAGAAGGUUCCGAAGUGGUUUGGGAAUCAUAGAUCCCAAAAUGAUUCGAGCAUCAUCGAACUACCUCCAGCUUCUUACAAUUUAGCGGGUUUUGUUUUUUGCGCCGUUGUUCCUGACUCCUUCCCACGGGAAGAGCAUAUGGCCCCUGAAAUUUCCUUCGGCUUUACAUUGGAUGAAAUGACUCGCGAAAUUGCAUUUUCAUCGCUCAUAAAAUUCAGUCCUGGAAAUGUUCUCCUACGUUCUAAUCCAAAACUAUCUGAAUUGAUAGUCAGGAAGAUUGAAGAGAAAAGAAGAAACCAUGAAACCACCUCUUAUGACCAAAAUCUUUUGUUCAAAUUCGAUUUUGGAAUUGGUAGUGAUAUUCUCAUCAAAGAGUGUGGAGUCUAUCCCAUAUAUGCCUCAGAAUAUUACAAUGUUGAUCAACAGGGGAAAUCGGCGGCGUUCAAUUUUGAAUUCCCGAAAACGCAAGGCCAUAAUGAUUGA
This is a messenger RNA of Neltuma alba, 3660 nucleotides long. RefSeq names its product disease resistance protein RML1A-like. Bases 94 to 3660 code for a protein of 1188 amino acids. Gene Ontology annotation, molecular function: ADP binding; protein binding. Gene Ontology annotation, biological process: signal transduction; defense response. The record is from RefSeq and is a predicted model, not a curated record. Lineage: Eukaryota; Viridiplantae; Streptophyta; Magnoliopsida; Fabales; Fabaceae. The transcript has 4 exons.